Striga asiatica is the source of this 1662-nucleotide messenger RNA. NCBI's taxonomy places the organism in Eukaryota, Viridiplantae, Streptophyta, Magnoliopsida, Lamiales, Orobanchaceae. The record is from the annotation of a GenBank genome assembly.
AAAGCAUGGAAAUUUUCCACUACUAGUAUGCUAAAUAAGGAAAGUCCAACUAUCUCUAAAUUUAGUUCCCACUCCCAACAUACAAACUCCAAUCUCCCACUUACUAAGAAUGGGCUUGCAAACCACCGCCCCACCACCGCCAACCACCGUAUGUGUGACCGGAGCCGCCGGCUUCAUCGGCUCAUGGCUGGUCAUGAGGCUCCUCGAACGUGGGUAUAUUGUUCGUGCAACAGUUCGCGAUCCCGGGAACAUGGAGAAAGUAAAACACCUAAUAGAAUUGCCAAAUGCAAAUGCAAACUUGACAUUGUGGAAGGCAGACAUGAACAUACAAGGAAGCUAUGAUGAAGCAGUCCAAGGUUGUGAAGGGGUGUUUCACAUGGCCACACCUAUGGAUUUUGAAUCUAAUGAUCCUGAGAAUGAGGUUAUAAAGCCAACAGUAGAUGGUAUGUUGAGCAUAAUAAGAUCAUGUGCCAAAGCCAAAACAGUGAAGAAAUUGAUCUUCACAAACUCAGCUGGGGCAUUGAAUGCCGAAGAACACCAAAAACCAGUCUACGACGAAACCAACUGGAGUGACCUGGAUUUCAUAUACUCCAAGAAAAUGACUGGAUGGAUGUAUUUUGUGUCCAAGAUUUUGGCUGAGAAGGAAGCAAUGAAAGCAGCUAAAGAGAGCAACAUUAACUUCAUAAGCAUUAUACCAACUUUGGUAGUUGGUCCAUUUAUCAUGCCCACUUUACCACCUAGCUUAAUCACUGCACUUUCCCCCAUCACUGGAAAUGAAGCUCAUUACUCUAUCAUAAAGCAAGGGCAAUAUGUGCAUGUCGAUGAUUUGUGUGAGGCCCACAUUUUAUUGUUUGAGCAUCCAACAGCACAAGGAAGAUACAUUUGCUCUUCCGAUGACGCAACCAUAUAUGACCUAGCCAACAUGAUCAGAGAAAAAUGGCCGGAAUAUCACAUCCCAACCGAGUUUGAAGGCAUAGACAAGGACAUACCAUUGGUGCAUUUCUCUUCCGAGAAACUGAAGGCCACGGGAUUUUCAUUCAAGUACACGUUAGAGGACAUGUAUAGAGGUGCAAUCGAGACUUGUAGAGAAAAAGGUUUGCUCCCACAUUCAACUCAAAUUCACACCUAUAGCGAUGAGAAGGCCAAACCCAAUGAUCAAAAAAGAGAGCUAAUUCCAACUUUGCAAGAAAACCAUUCUAAUAUCCUAACUAAUGGAGACGAGGAGAAGAAUCUGCUUCCAAAUUCAAAGGGAAAGCAGGUUGGGGAACGAGAGAAUGGCCUGCCGUUGGACAUUGCAUAAAACCAACACUCGGGAUCUGGAAGAUGGAGAUAAUUAUUUUUUUCGAUGUUUUUCACUAUGUUUGUUUCUGUGUGAAGAAAGUUUGUGCUUUUCAGUCUCAUUGAUUGUUGAAAAUAAAGAAAACGGGAUGUCUUAUUAGUGCCCCAAAUGUAAUAUCAACUAAAUCACUACUAUAUAAUCCUGGAAUUGAAGUUACAGAAUUUUUAUAGAAACUUUCGCUAUUCUGCCGUGUGUUUUCUGAGAGUUUUGUUGACAGCAAACACACACUAAAUACUCAAAAUCUACGUGAACAGGAAUCCGGUAUCAUGAAUUUGACUUGAAUAUAUUGAAACGAAGUUCUUAGAGAAUAUGCUCCAGAUGGG